CAAAGUGUCAUCGCCCCCCAAAAUUUCAGACCAACUGCCGUCGCCCAACCCAUCGCCGCAAAGCGCCGCUGCAAGCACCGCCGUCCCGGCGCGAAGCAGCCUCCCUCUCCGUCGCUGCAAGCCGCGCCGGCGGGAGCUCGGCCGUCCCUCCGUCGCUGCAAGCCUCACCGUCGCUCCGUUUUUCUUUUCGUGAGAUGCAUUCCUUGAACAUCGCUUAGUUGUUUUCGUUCUUAAGAAAUUAUAUAAACUGACUUGCAUCUUAUGACGUCCUAGCUUGUCUGUGGUUAUAAUGCGUUGAAAUUUGUACAGGGAGGUAGGAAAGUAGCUGAAAAUGCUCUUAUUUUAUCUACGUGAUUUGUAUCCUAGUCAAAUAUUGAUUCUACUCAUGCGAGAGUUCUGCAAAAAAUUUUAUUUGCAGCAAUUAAUUGCUUGCUGGUUUUUGAAGGAAAAUAUGCCCUAUGUGUUUUCAUACUGGAGAAUUUCAUUGCAAAAUUGAAACAAGGCUUCUGCAGCGACAUUUGGUGCUUUUGGCACUUCUUAUUUUGAUAAGCAGCUUUCAGAACAAGUAUUGCAUUAGUUGUACCAGGAUGAUGGAAGGAGUGGAUUUGAUUUGUUCUCUUCUGUAAAUGUAAGGUUUUUAGCUUCUACAAAGGUGGUGUUAUUAGAUAGUCCAUGGUUGGUUGCUUGAUCAGUUUAUCAAUCAAGCAGGAAACAAAAGAAGAGGCAAAAACGGAGAUUCUCUGUGGCUGAUAAAUUAGCUGACUUUCUUUUUCAUCCAUAAGGUUUUGUAAAGUUUCUGAUGGACCAAAUUUGGUAGCACUUGCACUAUCAUAUAGAGGUUUGCCAGUAUCCAAAGUUGGCAUUGUACAAUACCCACAUAUGUCAGCUUGAAUGAUUAAUCCUCAGAGAAACAGUCUUGGAGACAGGAAUGUGGAGCAGGCAAUAAUAGCCAUAAAGAGGGGAUCAUAUCUUCUCAAGUAUGGAAGUAGAGGAAAACCGAAGUUUUGCCCUUUCCGGCUUUCAACUGAUGAGACAAGACUAAUAUGGUAUCAUGGAGAGGAGAAAAAUCUCCAGCUUAGCCAUGUUUCAACAAUUAUACCCGGGCAGCGUACUGCAACAUUUCAGCGUUAUCCUCGACCUGAAAAAGAAUAUCAAUCAUUCUCUCUUAUAUAUGAUGGCAAACAUUCUUUGGAUUUGAUAAGAGGAGAAGACUUCCCAACUAGUGCUUUUACUAAUUAUUGGCUUUCAAGUUGAAAAUGAACAUUUAAAUGGUUGUUACAAGCACAGGGAGCAAAGGUGAGGUAUAGAUUCAUAUUAGGUUGAAGAAAUAGUACUGGAGUUGAUGUUUGGACGCUUAAAAAGAAGGCAAAGACAGAAAAAUUAGGUAUUUAAGAAAACCUAAAGUAGAACAGUAGAAGAAUGCUGCUAAAGUUUUCUGCCAACUUUUCAAAUGCCCAAAUCAAAGAAACUAUUCAAAAAGAAAAUUAUACUAGAAGUGUUUGCCAGAAAGAAAGAAAGAAUUCAUUAAUAUGCUCCACUGACAAUAGAGAUGUAUCAUAUUUGGUGAACUGAGGAAGCCAACAAAAAAAUUCACUAGUUAUUGGAAUUUAACUAAUCAGAGAAGUGUUCUUGAGUGAUUUGAGGCUGAAAUAAGUGCCUAUGCGCAAAACUUAAAGGCUGGCGUCUAUUAAGCAUCAAUGAGUAAGAUCAUAAUGCAUUUUUUUAUUUUCUUUUUGGGAGGGGUGGGGGUGAGCAAAUUGACUAGCACCAACUAGUUGUUACAAUUUUGUAGAUCUGGACAAAUGUUUGUGCCUUUCUAAGUAUUUUAUUUAUGUGAUCAGCUCAUAAUAUGGUUAUACCACUAGCUCAGUGCUUCAUCUGAUAGUUCAGGGCAAAUUGACUAGCGCCAACAUAUAUGACUUAGAAAUAUGGUGUAUAGCCCUCAGGGCAUUGAUUUCUCAGGAUAACUGUGAAAAAUGGAGAAGUGAAAAAAGAAGCCAUAGUGCUUCAUCUGAUAGUUCAACUGCCCUGACCCAGCAAAGUCCUCAGUCCAUUUUGUCAAGCAGCAGCAGCAGCAAUAUUGUCAAUGAGGAUCAAAGGAAAAAUCAAUUCGUUCUGCGUCCAUAUGAGAGUCCCCCUCAGAAAAGAUUGGAAAGAGCCCUCUCUGAUAUGCUAUUGUAUAAUGAUGCAGCACCAUGUUCUCCCCAGAAAGAUUUAAAUUCCAAUUCCAUUGGUUCAAGAUCGCUUAAGAACAUAAAUUAUGAAGGUCAGCUUGGACAUGGAGAUGAAGCCUCUAGACUUGUACCGUGUUGUAUUACCAUGUUAGAUGGCACCAACUUCUGUCAAGUUGCAUGCGGUCAUAGCAUCACAGUUGCUCUUACAACCUCAGGACAAGUAUAUACUAUGGGAAGUUUUGAUUAUGGACAACUUGGGAUUCCUGAUAGUACAGGGAAACUCCCUUCUUGUGUUCAUGGAAAAAUUAAAAACAGUUUUAUUGAAAAAAUAGCAUGUGGUUCUUUUCAUGUUGCAGUAUUGAGUUCACAAUCUGAGGUUUACACAUGGGGAUAAUUUUUGAUGAACUUGUAUUAUUAAUUAUUAUCAAUUGUGAGAUUUAUUGCUUU
Molecule: messenger RNA, 2621 nt
Organism: Ipomoea triloba (trilobed morning glory)
Lineage: Eukaryota; Viridiplantae; Streptophyta; Magnoliopsida; Solanales; Convolvulaceae
Product: PH, RCC1 and FYVE domains-containing protein 1-like
Exons: 7
Coding region: 892-1254 (120 amino acids)
Source: RefSeq, a predicted model, not a curated record